AUGAUGUCCGUUACUACGGCCACUCUCUACCGUGUGCUAACCCAGCGAAACCUGCCAAAUCGACGUACCCUCGGCAAACAAAACCCAUACUGCAUUGCGCGAAUCGCCCACGAGGCCAAAUCAUCCCCUCCAGACAUCAGAGGAGGCCAAAUUCCUAAAUGGGAUCACGAAGUGCGUUUCAACCUGAGAGACAACGCAGAACAAAAACAGCUGAAACUCACGGUGCUGGACAAGAAUGACAGCAAGCCCGAGCUCAUUGGCGACACGGUGCUCGACCUUCAACCCGUCUUUGACUCCAACCCCAGAGAUGGCUUUGACCAGUGGCAUGAACUCACAUACAAGGGCAAGUAUGCCGGAGAGGUCUACCUAGAGAUGACUUUCUACCCUACAAAACCAAACAUUCCCCCAAAGGUGGAGAGACAGAAGAAGAAGAAGAAGUCGAAGAAGAAGAAUUCCGCCAAUACUGGUGCUGACCCCCUCAUGCAGUCAACCAUGUCAGCUAUUCCUUCAGACCUACCUCCAGGAAUCGUACCUGCUGGAACCGGCUCGUUCAACGACCCCAGAGCAUUUGAUCAGUACGUUCCCCCGGGCUACGCAGGCCAUGCUAGCGUCAACGCCUCCGGUCUGCCUUCUCUGCCAAACCAGUCACUUCCUAACCACUCCAUGCCAGCCCUUCCCUCUCAGGCGAUGAACCAUUCCGUCUACGGAGCAGGCCCAGGCCCAGGAACCCCGCCUCCUAUGGCAAACUCCGUGAACUCUUACCCCAUGGGCCAGUCUAUGACAGCUUCGCAUUCAAUGCAUGCUCUGGGACACAGCAGACCUCUGCCCGAAGCUGUUCCCGAGCGGUCUCUUCCGGACCCGCGGAUGAGCGACUCGAGACUCCCAGAUCCCCGUAUGAGUGACCCUAGACUUCCGACCAUCCCGGAUCCAAGAAUGGUAGCUCAGGAUCCACGAAUGGACCCUAGACUUGUAGGACAGGACCCCAGAACACCCACUCAUCGAUCUUCUGGUCCAGUUAAUCUUCCCAGCGUGCCCACGACUCCUUCUCCAUACAGAGAACCGCUGUCGCACUCUCGAUCUGCAGACCCCAUCAGAAGACAAGGCAACAGUCCGGUAGUGUCGUCUCCAAGAUACACGCAAGGAGGUUACGCUAGCAACGGGUCUCCUCUGCGACCGUCUUCUGCUGGCUACGAUCAAAGCGCGUCUUCGUCGUAUGGAAGACCGUCUUCUGCAGGUAUGGAUAUGCCUCCUACUUCUACAGCUGCCCGGUACGACAUUCCCGAACCUCUGCGACAAUCGGGACACGGACGACGCUCUUGGGGAGCAGGAGAUAGUUUUCCACAGGCCCACGAUUCACGACACACUCCUCCUUUGCGAGUUAAUCGGUCUCAGAAUGGAAUGAACGGCCGAGACGACGAUCUUGACUUGACUGUCAGCAUGCUCAAAAACUCGUACGGAGGACGGUCAGUUGGAGCUUCUCCUGCCCAUGUCCCUUCAAUCCCCACAACUUAUGAACGAGAUAGAGCUUAUGAUAGAGGUUUUGAAGCUGUUCCUGGACCUGCAGGACAAACCACGUACUCUCCUCGAGGCUCCACGGGCUCAUAUUCUCAAGGGGGAGGUCUCAACAGCUCUGGAUAUUCGCCCCGAACGUCUACAAACAGUCACAUGACAUCCUCCACAAACACAAUGUACUCUGAUGAUGAUGGAGGAGACAAUCAGUACAAACGCUUCCUUAACCACAAGGCGCCUGCCCUUGAUCUUCCCAAGAUUCCUACGUCUCCUGCGCAGGGUCAGUAUGGCUUCAGCGUCAAGAGAAAGCCCGUGGGGAGUGGUGCAUCCCCUGAGAAACCCUCUACUCCUCAGCCCGCUCAGGGUGAUGUCAUGUCGUACGCCAUGCAGCGAAAGAUGGCUUCUCUCUCUCUGGAGGGGGACAUUCCGUUUUCUCCAGACUCGUACUCAAAGCCUAGCUCACAGCAGCACCCAGGCACUCAUGCGGACAACCCCAAUGGGCUCUCCGGAGACGAUAUUCUAGAUGUGUCUACGUAUGCUCCUGAGCCUGCCAGAGGGCCCACUAGACGUCUUCCUACAGUUCCUGCAGGCCAAGUGGACCCUGGACAUGCGGGAUACAAGGGCGAAGGCCAGUGGGAUAUUUCCGACCAGCUCAACGCGAAGUAUUCGGACUCUGUGUUCCAUGCAGUUACUCAGAAGAAGAAGGUGAGUCGACCUCCUCCUCCUCAGGAAAUGUAUCGCAAGCCCCAGCUGCCUCCCAAGAUUCCUCUCGGCAUGACUCGAGAUGAGUACUACGUAGCCGAGCCGGAGUAUGAUGGCUACCAGGGCUAUUAA
Yarrowia lipolytica CLIB122 is the source of this 2343-nucleotide messenger RNA. RefSeq lists its product as uncharacterized. The record is from RefSeq and is a predicted model, not a curated record. NCBI's taxonomy places the organism in Eukaryota, Fungi, Ascomycota, Dipodascomycetes, Dipodascales.